Messenger RNA from Linnemannia hyalina, 876 nucleotides. NCBI's taxonomy places the organism in Eukaryota, Fungi, Mortierellomycota, Mortierellomycetes, Mortierellales, Mortierellaceae. The record is from the annotation of a GenBank genome assembly.
AUGGUAACAGCCAGCACCCAACAACCAACUGCCAACAGGGCGCCGCCAAAGCAGAUUAAAUACACACAACUCCCUGCCACAGAGUACACUCAACGCACCCUGGGCCAGAUGAACGGAUUCGUAAUCGAGACGGAUCAGAUUCAAAUGCGUCCCCUCCAUCUCGAACGUGAUGCACCCUUACUCUGGGAGGUCUACAAGAACCACACCGAGAUCUUUAAAUACUUCCCAGGAGGCAGCCAUCCCAACUACCAGAGUUUUUAUGCGGAACAGGAGAGAUUCUGCAAGAGCCCUGAUUUCUUCAAUUGGACCGUCUACGUCGCUGCGCCGGCCAAGAAGGAGGACGAGGAGAAGGGGGAGAGGAAGUGGGUCCUGUGCGGGUCCAUCUGUCUGCUAGAUAUCGUCCUCCACUUCCGCCGGUUCGAAGUCGGCUCGAUCUGGUUCCACCCUUCCGCCCAGGGGACAUUCGUCAUGGUCGAGACCACCUAUGCCCUCCUGAGGUUCUCGUUCGAGAAACUCCAGGCCGGUCGAGUGCAAUGGAAGACCCAUCAUGAGAACAUUGCGAGUCAGAAGGCCGCCUUGAAGUUGGGGUUCCGGGAGGAAGGGUUGUUUAAGAAGCAUAUGAUCCAUGCCGAUGGGACUUGGAGACAUACUUAUUUUUAUGCGAUGACGGAUGAUGAGUGGUUCGGGAAGGUUGAGGAGACCAAGGAUGGGCGUAGGGGAUUGGAGGUUGUGCCUGGGGAUGAGAGUGGCGAGGUUGAGGGGAGAGUGGAGGGAAGGGAGGGCUUGCAGUGGAGGUUGGAGGGUGUUGUUGAGGGACGUAAGCGGGAGGGAAAGGCUUUGCCUGAGGGGAUUGCUUGGGGCGAGCCCUUGAACUGA